Messenger RNA from Vidua chalybeata, 2199 nucleotides. RefSeq names its product UBX domain protein 6 (gene UBXN6). The record is from RefSeq and is a predicted model, not a curated record. The transcript is spliced from 11 exons. Lineage: Eukaryota; Metazoa; Chordata; Aves; Passeriformes; Viduidae. Gene Ontology annotation, molecular function: protein binding. Bases 488 to 1795 code for a protein of 435 amino acids. Gene Ontology annotation, cellular component: cytoplasm.
GCUUUAGACGCCCCGGCUGUGUCCCUGCUCCACGCGAGCUUCGCUCCGGAGCUGCCCAGGGCUCCUUUCAGCCUGCUUUGCUCACACCGGGGCUGCUCCCGGGGCACCGGGAGCCGGGGAUGUUCCGUGGGGGCUGCGGGUGAAGAUUUGGGGGGGGUCUGGGGCGCUCAGGGGGUGCAGGUCUGCGGGCGCUCUGGGCUCCGUGGGUGCCGCCGGGGGUCCACGGAUGCGGCCGGGGGAGCUCUGUGGAGGUCCGUAGGUCCCGCUCACGGGUCCGCGGGUGCCGCCAGCCCCCGGUGAUCCCGGUGCCGGUAUCCCUUUGCCCCCCGCCGCCCCAUCCCCGCCGCCCGAGCGGGACCGGUCCCGCCCCGUUCCGGUGACGGCGCGGGCGGGCCGGAAGCGCGGGGGGGACGCGGCGGCCCCGCUCCUGUCCCGGUGCUCCCGUCCCGGUGCUCCUGUCCCGUCCCGGUCCCAGCCCGGCACCGCCAUGCGCAAGUUCUUCCAGGAGAUCAAGGCCGACCUGAAGUUCAAGACGGCGGGGCCCGGGCAGAAGCUCUCGGAGCCGUCCCGGGCCCCCAGGGAGAAGCCCAAAGCCGAGGUGGCCCCGAAGCCCCGUCAGGCCCCGACGGAUGAGGCGCAGAGAGCGGCGGCCGCGGCGCUGGCCCGGCUGGAGCUGAAGCCCAAGGGAAAGGCACCGUCCGCCUCCCAGGAGGCCAUCAAGAGCCAGGUGAGAAAAGAGCUGAUGGCCGAGGCAGCUGCCAGCGAGAAGGGGCUCUCCAUGGAGGAAAAGCAGCAGGAGGAGGAAGGGGCAGCUGCUCCCUCUGUCUCGGGGGUUUAUUUCAUUUGCCCCUUGACUGGUGCCAUUGUGAGGAAAGACCAGAAGGAAAAGCAGCUCCGAGAAGCCAUCCAGGCAUAUUUCUCUGUGGAUCCAGUGGCUGCUUCCAUCAUGGAGAUCCACACCUUCAACAAGGACCGGGAGAAGGUCCGGGUGUGCGUGGAGACCAUGGCCAAGUACCUGGAUAACAUCUAUCUCCAUCCAGAGGAGGAGAAAUACCGGAAAAUCAAACUGCAGAACAAGGUGUUUCAGGAAAGGAUAAGCUGCUUGGAAGGGACACACAAAUUUUUCCAGGCUGUCGGGUUUGAGACAAAAACACUGCCUGUUCCAGGACAAGAGACCAUGGAGGAGUUCUACGUGCUGAAGGAGGAGGUGCUGAGCAGGCUGGAAGAGCUGAAGGAGCGCAAGGAGCAGCUGCUGAGCUCGGAGCCCGUGCGGGCGCAGCUGCACCGGCAGCUCGCGCUCUUCCAGCCGUCGCCCGCGGCCGCGCGCUUCGAGCUGCCCCACGACUUCUUCAACCUCACUGCAGAGGAGCUCCGGAGGGAGCAGCGGCUCCGGACAGAGGCGGUGGAGAAGGCGUCGAUGCUGAGGACCAGAGCCAUGCGCGAGAAGGACGAGCAGAGGGAGAUGAGGAAGUACAACUACACCCUGCUGCGGGUGCGCUUCCCCGAUGGAUACAUCCUCCAAGGGACUUUUUAUGCCCGAGAAUCAGUAUCUGUGCUCUACAACUUUGUGAGAGAAGCACUCAGAGAUGACUGGCUGCCCUUUGAGCUCCUGGGACCUGGAGGUCUCAAACUGACUGAUGAGAACUUGGCCUUCAAUGAAUGUGGGUUGGUGCCCUCGGCCCUGCUGAGCCUGGCCUGGGACGCCGCGGUCAUGGCAGACGUGGAGGCGGCGGCGGAGGAGCAGCGCAGCCCCCUCAGGCCCGAGCUGCUGGCCAGGGCCCAGACCCUGUCCUGAAAUAAAGGGCAGUGCCUCCAGUGCUGCUGGCUUUAGACUCGUCCCUCCUUUUUCCCAGGACUGCUGGAGCGACGUGAGCUCGCAGGUGGCUUUGGUUUAGCUCUGCAGAGGGGCUGGACGCUGCUGUCCCCUCCCAGCUCCAGGCUCACAGGUGGCCUCUCCCAGUGGCUCCUCCGAGGGGCUUUCAACACCAAACUUGGAGCAGGGACUGCCUGAGGUGCUCCCAAGGCGGUGGUGGAGCAGGGAUUAGGGGCUGUUAGGCUGGAUUACCAACCUGAGCCUGGGUAGGGGGCUGGGUUUAGAACUCAGCUUCCUGUUCUGUGUGCACUGUAACUCCUCUUGGAGAGAAGCUGUUUGGAUAAAGUUACACUUAGUCUGAUUAAAUGGAACUAUUUAAAGACUCA